This is a messenger RNA of Sorex fumeus (smoky shrew), 1290 nucleotides long. RefSeq names its product SH2 domain containing 2A (gene SH2D2A). The transcript is spliced from 9 exons. NCBI's taxonomy places the organism in Eukaryota, Metazoa, Chordata, Mammalia, Eulipotyphla, Soricidae. Gene Ontology annotation, cellular component: cytoplasm. The record is from RefSeq and is a predicted model, not a curated record.
AUGGACCUUCCCUUGGCCCAGAGAGGCCCGCCAGGUAGUUACAGAGGUCCUGUCCCGACCUUCAGCACCUUCCUGCCCUUGGUGGACUCGACCCAAAGGCGCUGCCAGGGCGAGAGCUCACUUGGGCCCAGAGCUCAGGCCAAGAAGGCAGAAGAGAGCCCGUUCAGCCCCCGGGCACCUGCUGUCCCUGACGUGACAUCUCCACAGGCCCUGGUCGCUGCCUCCAACAUAGGGGAUGCCGGGCAGGCUGAGGAGGUACCUGGGGAAGGAGGCCUGUCCCUAAAGACUGAGACCCGAGCUUGGUUCUGGAAGACCCAGGCCCACUGGCUCCUGAAGCAUGGAGAAGCCCCCCCCUGGUUCCAUGGCUUCAUCACGCGGAGGGAGGCUGAGAGACUGCUGGAGACUAAGCCCCAGGGAUGCUACUUGGUGCGAUUCAGCGAGAGUGCAGUGACCUUCGUGCUGACUUACAAGAGCCGGACUUGCUGCCGCCACUUCCUGCUGGCCCAGCUGGGCGACGGGCGUCACGUGGUGCUGGGUGAGGACAGUGCCCACAAGCGCCUGCAGGAUCUGCUGCUGCACUACACCACCUGCCCGCUCAGCCCCUACAGGGAGACGCUCACCCAGCCUCUCGCCCGCCAGACUCUGGAGCCCACUGGACUUUCUUUAAGGACUGAACCUGACUCCAGAAGCAAAAGUCAGGACGCAGAGCCCCCAUAUAGUCCAAUCCUCAAAAAGGAGCAGCCCGCAGCACCCACGCAGAAACAGGGAGCAGAUGAGCCUAAGGAGCCACCCAGGCCCAAGCCUCCCAUCCCCACCAAGCCUCAGGUACCCCCGGAAGUCUACACCAGCCACGCUAAGAGACCCCACCGGGCUCCGCGCUGCAAGCCCUCCAACCCCAUCUACCACGAGCCUGAAGACCCUAUCGACUUCUAUGCCAUGGGCCGGGGGAGCCCGGGAGAAGCCCCUGGCAACAUUUAUUCUGAGGUGGAGAUAGGGACACCUUCCAGGGGUGAAGACCAGACGACAGUCCACCAGCAUCCAGCCCUACGGAAGUGCCGGUCCAGGCCUGUCUCUGGAGGCCAGAAUCCAGGUGUCCAGCAACUGUGCUCUGAAAACUCUGUGGCUAGACCGGGGCCUCCACUGCCCCAUCAGCGCCAGCCCCGCUGGGGAUACACUCUACCCCAAAAUCUUUCGAAAUAGGUGCUUCAGGAGCCUCCUGAGCCUCUGUGCCUGGGCCCUGAUCCAAUGCUGCUGUUGUCUGAGGAAUGGUUUGGCAAGAACAGAUGUUAG